ACAGCGCCGCUUAUUCUUCGUCUUCACACUUCACCCUAUUUCUCUUCCAUUCUCGUUUCCAUAUUUUUCUGUCAAUAAACUAAAAAAAGAAGGAAUUCGAGCUUUUUCUGCUCAAUUCCUCCUCCUAUUUUAUAAUCUCUUUGUCAGUACUCGUAAACCCGCAAAUUCAUCCGAUUCAUCCAGAAAAUUUCCAGAUCUAAUAUCAUAUGCCCUAAAUUCACCGAAACCUGACAUAAAUCUAAAAGGAUAUAGCACACUCGGCGACAGAAGCUGCGCAUGAGCCAUAGAUUCAGAAGAUCUAAGUUGCGAUGGAGGGCGGUGAUUGCGAGGCAGUAGAGAAAUGCGAAGGGUCGGAAUCGAACGCGGUGGGCGUUGCGAAGAAACUGAUACACAGCAGAAUGCUGAUCGGGAUAAAGGACGGGCGGUUCUUCGUAGGGACGUUUUACUGCAUGGAUAAGCAAGGGAACAUAAUUCUUCAAGAUGCGGUGGAGUAUCGCAGCACCAGGCGAUCUUCCCCGUCUCCGAUGGAGCAUCGCGGCGUCGGUCUCAUCCUCAUCCCCUCCUCCUGCCGGACUUCUUGCCACGUCGAUUGCUCCAUUCAGGAUCAGCUCUCUCUGCUCUCCCUCAACCAUCACAACCGUCGCAUCAUCUAUUGAUCGCAUCUCAUCCUUUGAUAUCUCAGAAUGUAUAAUUUGAUGCUUAUAUUACGAAAAAGGUAUUAGUUUGAUCUACGCUUAAUGCAUCAUUUUUACUGAAUUAAUGCAUCAUAUGAGUUCAAAUAUCAGAGGGAGUGAUUUUUAUUUUUA
Messenger RNA from Salvia miltiorrhiza (redroot sage), 806 nucleotides. RefSeq lists its product as uncharacterized. Gene Ontology annotation, cellular component: NatC complex. Bases 309 to 656 code for a protein of 115 amino acids. The transcript is spliced from 2 exons. The record is from RefSeq and is a predicted model, not a curated record. NCBI's taxonomy places the organism in Eukaryota, Viridiplantae, Streptophyta, Magnoliopsida, Lamiales, Lamiaceae.